AUGAGGAUCAUGAUCAAGGGAGGCGUGUGGAAGAACACGGAGGAUGAGAUCCUCAAGGCGGCCGUGAUGAAGUACGGCAAGAACCAGUGGGCGCGCAUCUCGUCGCUGCUCGUCCGCAAGUCCGCCAAGCAGUGCAAGGCCCGCUGGUACGAGUGGCUCGACCCCUCCAUCAAGAAGACUGAGUGGACAAGGGAAGAGGAUGAGAAGCUACUUCAUCUUGCUAAACUCAUGCCUACUCAGUGGAGGACAAUUGCACCUAUUGUAGGUCGAACACCAUCUCAGUGUCUUGAACGUUAUGAAAAAUUGCUUGAUGCUGCAUGUGCAAAGGAUGAAAACUAUGAGGCCAAUGAUGACCCUAGGAAGCUGCGGCCUGGUGAGAUUGACCCAAACCCUGAGUCAAAGCCUGCACGUCCUGAUCCUGUUGAUAUGGAUGAAGAUGAAAAAGAAAUGCUUUCUGAGGCUAGGGCUCGUUUAGCUAACACUAGGGGUAAAAAGGCAAAACGGAAGGCAAGAGAGAAACAACUUGAAGAGGCAAGACGGCUUGCAUCACUACAGAAAAGGAGAGAAUUGAAGGCGGCUGGUAUUGAUACACGCCACAGAAAAAGAAAGAGAAAGGGGAUUGACUACAAUGCUGAGAUCCCAUUUGAAAAGAGACCACCUCCAGGUUUUUAUGACACUGUUGGUGAAGACAGGCCACUUGAACAUGUACAGUUUCCAACAACCAUUGAGGAGCUUGAAGGGAAGAGAAGAGCAGAUAUAGAGGCACAGUUAAGAAAACAAGAUAUCGCCAGGAACAAGAUCCUGCAGCGACAGGAUGCCCCUGCUGCUAUAAUGCAAGCGAAUAAACUAAAUGACCCAGAAGCUGUCACAAAGAGGUCAAAGCUAAUGCUGCCACCUCCCCAAAUUUCUGACCAUGAGUUAGAGGAGAUAGCAAAGAUGGGCAAUGCUGGUGAUCCUGCUUUAGCUGAUGAGCUUGGUGAAGGAAGUACUGCCACAAGAACUUUGCUUGCCAGCUAUUCUCAGACUCCAAGGCUUGGUAUGACACCAUUGCGAACUCCGCAACGAACUCCAGCUGGGAAGGGUGAUGCAAUUAUGAUGGAGGCAGAAAAUCUUGCACGUCUUAGAGAAUCACAAACACCUCUAUUAGGAGGUGACAACCCAGAGCUUCAUCCAUCAGAUUUCUCUGGUGUUACACCACGUAAGAAGGAGAUACAGACACCGAAUCCAAUGGCAACACCUUUGGCAAGCCCUGGACCUGGUAUUACUCCAAGGAUUGGUAUGACACCAUCUAGAGAGGGGCACAGCUUUGGUUUAACACCAAGAGGAACUCCUUUUCGUGAUGAACUGCACAUAAAUGAAGAGGUGGAAAUGCAGGACAGCACUAAACUUGAGCUUCGUAGGCAAGCUGAAAUGAAAAAAAGCCUGCGAUCUGGUUUUGCUUCUAUUCCACAGCCAAGGAAUGAGUACCAGAUAGUCAUGCCACCUAUUACAGAGGAUGAGACAGAAGAAGCUGAAGAGAAAAUUGAAGAGGACAUGUCAGACAGACUGGCACGAGAAAGGGCUGAGGAACAGGCUAGGCAGGACGCAUUGCUCAGAAAGAGAUCCAAAGUGUUGCAGAGGAGUCUGCCUAGGCCACCUGCUGCUUCAGUAGAAAUUAUCCGGCAAUCUCUUAUUAGAAUUGGAGAAAGCAGAAGCAGAAGCACCUUUGUGCCUCCUACAUCACUUGAACAAGCUGAUGAACUAAUAAAUGAGGAGCUCCUUAGGCUUCUUGAGCAUGAUAAUGCAAAAUAUCCUCUUGAUGAAAAAACUCAAAAAGAGAAAAAGAAAGGGAGCAAGCGUCAGCAAAAUGGGGGAGCUCUUGUCCCUGAAAUUGAUGAUUUUGAUGAAGAUGAACUAAAAGAGGCUAGUUCUAUGGUUGAAGAGGAGAUUCAAUAUCUUCGAGUGGCCAUGGGUCAUGAAAAUGAAUCUUUUGAGGACUUUGUGAAAGCACAUGAUGCAUGCCAAGAGGACCUUAUGUUUUUUCCUACCAACAAUAGCUAUGGUUUAGCUAGUGUUGCUGGAAAUGCUGAUAAGAUUUCUGCUUUGCAAAAUGAGUUUGAAACUGUGAAGAAGCGAAUGGAUGAUGAAGCUAAGAAGGCUUCUCGGCUUGAGCAGAAGAUUAAGCUUCUGACACAAGGACAUCAGGUACGGGCUGGAAAACUGUGGUCACAGGUCCAAGAUACAUUCAAGCAGAUGGACACUGCUGCAACAGAACUCGAAUGCUUCCAAGAGCUGCAGAAACAGGAACAUCUUGCUGCUUCGUAUCGAAUCCUAAAUCUGACUGAAGAAGUGAAUAAACAGAAAGCACUAGAAAGGACCCUCCAGAGCCGCUAUGGUGAGCUGGUUUCUGGUUUUCAGAGGAUCCAAGAACAGCUCGAGGAGCACAAGAAGCAACUCAAGGUACAGGAGGCAAUAGAAGCCGAAAAUCGUGCUCAGGAAGAGGAAGUUGCGGCACCGAAUCAUGCUGCUGAGGAAGAGGAUGAAAGUAAGCCUCUCAGCUCUGAAGAGAAGUCACAGCAGACAAAUAGAGCUACUGAUGACGAGGCUGCAGGAAGCAAGGGAACCACCGAGAAUCAGAUGGAUGUGGACAGCGGGAAUGUAGACGGUGGAUUCGUAGGGCCUCCUAUCCCACCAGCACCAGACACUGAAGGGGAUAAUGAUGAAGUAUCAGUUCAAGAGAACACUUCUAACACCCAGAGUAGUGAGUGUGCCUCCACGAAUGAUGGGGCUGACAAGAUCGAUCAAGCCAAGUUAGGUCAGGAUAAAGCAGAUGACAUUAUGGCUGCUGAUGCUGGCCCUCAGGAAGAGGGCAAGGAUGAACUUGCACCUGUUGGCGCCAGCAUAAGUGAAGAAAACACCACUGUAUCUUUGGAUCAAGCUGUCUCAAAGGAGGAUGAAGGCAGGGCUCCUGAAUGA
Molecule: messenger RNA, 2955 nt
Organism: Miscanthus lutarioriparius
Lineage: Eukaryota; Viridiplantae; Streptophyta; Magnoliopsida; Poales; Poaceae
Source: the annotation of a GenBank genome assembly